AAAUCGCGAGCGCCGAGCAGCCAUAAGUGCGCGUCGCCAUCUUGGAAGAGGUUACUUUUUUACUCCUUGAUCUCUUCUGAGGCAUUCUCAGCCCUUUUGCCAUGGAUAUUUAUUAAAAACCGACGACCCUACACUUUCUCGCUGUCAUAAUUGUUUGCAGGUUCAAUCGUUCGUACUCGCAAAUAGUUUUUCAAUAGCAAAAUGUCGCUGUUCAACAAGCCCAAACGAAACAUCCGCCGUCGACACUUCAACGACGAGGAAGAGGACAACGAAAACAGAUCAAUGGAAACCGAGGACAUGCAGAUCCUUAAAAACAAAGUUAAGAAGAAGGAUAAGCCUAAACAGACUCUCCUCAGCUUUGGGGACGACCUAGACGAAGCUGAUGAGGGUGAGGUUUUUAAAGUGAAGAAAUCGUCCAGAAGCAGGAGGCUGAUGAAACAACUCGAUCAGGAGAGGAAGAAAAAGAAAGGUGAAGAGAAAAUGCAAGUGGAUUCUGACUCAACGAACAUGUCUAAUAUGCAGGAAAAAGAUUUAGAAAUAAAAACAGAUGAUCUAGUAGUUAAAAUAAAAAAUACUGGUCCAAUGAUUUUAAAUGGUCGAGAUGCCCUUACAGCUGGUAAGAAUGAUUACAGUUCUGAAGAUGAAGUAGACAACCAAGGACCUGUAUUUCAAAAUAAAUCGGAUCGAUCAGAAAAUAUGAAAUUUUUCCUCCAAAGUGGUUGCAUACCAGAUGCCGCGAUGAUUCAUGCAGCAAGAAAACGUAGACAAAAAGCUAGAGAACUAGGCCAUGAUUACAUUCCAGUUGAAGAGCAAAGUGAUGAAAAGGGAAAUUCUAGAUUAGUCAGAGAAGAAGAUCAUGAUAGAAGUGAUGAUGAAGAUUCUCAGGAGAGAAUAAAUAUGACUGUUGAUACAGAUGCUCUAGACAAAGAAAAACGACGACAAGCUUUUCUAGAUUCGCAAGCGCCAAUAGUAAAAGUGUCUGAUGAAGAAAGUGAACCAGAGGAAGAAGAAUGGGAAGUUCAACAAAUAAGAAAAGGUGUUACGGGAGCACAGAUUGCAGCCGCCCAUCAAGAUUCUAUGGCACAAUAUAACGCAUUAGGAAUAGGUCCCAGUCAUAUGAUGGAAUCUGGAAUUCCAAUGAUGACAUCUUCUAUCAUACCAGCAGCUCCGCCACCUCCUAUGAUACAGCCACCAGAUCCUACAAAAUGCGUGCCAGUUACUGCUGAUGAAGUAUUAAGUAAAAUGCGUGAAAGAUUGAAUAAUUUACGAGAAGUUCAUCGCCGACACGAAUUAAAUUAUGAUGCUGUGAUACAAGAAUUGCUUCAAAGUAAGAAGGAAUUAGAAGAAGGUGAAAAUCGAGCACCAGAGAUGGCUCAACGCUACAAAUAUUACCAAGAGUUGCGUGGGUAUGUCACUGACUUGGUAGAGUGUCUUAAUGAGAAGCUGCCUAUGGUUGCUGCGUUGGAGUCUCGUUGGGUAGAUCUAUACGGCGACCGAUCGACAGAACUAAUGGAAAGAAGAAGACAAGAUACAAGAGAUCAAGCAGAAGAAGUGACAAGCGCUUCAAGAGGGCCAAUUUUACGAAGAGGCCCUGAGGAUGAUGCGCGCAUGAGAAGAGCCACGGAAAGAGAAGGCAGAAGAGCACGCAGACGGAGAGCUCGAGAACUGGCUCCAGUAUUGCCCAGGCAUAUGGAUGGCAUGUCUAGUGACGACGAAGUUACCGAACAACAAAAUCUUAUUUUUCGGCAGUUUAGAGACGAAAUCGAAAAAGAAUCCCGAGAACUUUUUGCCGACGUUGAAGAAGAUUUUUGCACAGUUCGAGGAAUUUUGUCAAAACUCGAAGACUGGAGGACGACUGAUUUAGAGUCUUACAAUGACGCUUAUGUUCCUCUUUGCAUUCCAAAAAUAGUGUCUCCAAUUAUACGCCUUCAACUUAUCACAUGGAAUCCGAUUAUGGAAAGUGCUGAGCUUGAAAGAUCAAAAUGGUACAAUACCUUACUUUUAUAUGGUUUGGAUAUGAAAGAGACUGAGGAAUCACUUCGUUGCGAUCCAGACGUUCGGUUGAUUCCGUCAACAAUUGAGAAAAUAGUCGUUCCAAAAUUAACAACGAUUGUCGAGAAAAUAUGGGACCCAAUGUCAACGUCACAGACGCUGCGUCUAGUCGGUCUGAUUAAUCGUUUAAUCAGAGAUUAUCCAAAUUUAAAUGAAACUAGUAAACAGCUAGAAACUCUUUUUAAUGUCAUAUUCGAGAAAAUAAAAGCUGCUGUGGAGAAUGAUGUUUUUAUUCCAAUAUUUCCCAAACAAAUAAUGGAUACGAAGCAUCAAUUUUAUCAACGUCAAUUUGCUAUGGCAAUUAAGUUACUUCGAAAUUUGCUGAGUUGGCAGGGCCUAUUGGGCGAUCUCAAACUAAAAAAUAUCGCCUUAGGAUCGUUAUUGAAUAGAUAUCUUGUGGCUGGAUUGCGAGUUUCGCCUCCUGUCGAUGCUCUUACCAAAGCGAACAUGAUCAUGAGUACACUACCUCGAGCAUGGCUACAGGGAGAAACGAUCGAACAUUUGAAAAUGUUCGCAACGCUCAUUCGCCAACUCAGUGAACAACUUGAUCAAGCUAAUCCAGCUCACAACGAGGCAUGGGAAUACUCGAAAUCUAUCUUGAAGAUAAUCAGACCUCUGUAAAUAGCCGCGACGAAUACAACGUCGAGACUUUCAUCAAGUGACUCAAUGAUGUAAAUCAAUGGAAUUAUUUGAACGGUCGAUGCGCGGCGACAAGUGGGACUCAUCGAUCGUUAAAUUAAUUCAACGUUCAAAUUAACUAAUGUCUUCAUUUAACAGUUUUAUAACUUGUAGAUACGUCGAUUUUGAAUCUUGUACAUAAUAAAAUACGAAAAAUGCC
Molecule: messenger RNA, 2890 nt
Organism: Nasonia vitripennis (jewel wasp)
Lineage: Eukaryota; Metazoa; Arthropoda; Insecta; Hymenoptera; Pteromalidae
Product: PAX3- and PAX7-binding protein 1
Exons: 16
Coding region: 202-2673 (823 amino acids)
Biological process (GO): mRNA splicing, via spliceosome; spliceosomal complex disassembly
Cellular component (GO): U2-type post-mRNA release spliceosomal complex; nucleus
Molecular function (GO): DNA binding
Source: RefSeq, a predicted model, not a curated record